Molecule: messenger RNA, 585 nt
Organism: Daldinia childiae
Lineage: Eukaryota; Fungi; Ascomycota; Sordariomycetes; Xylariales; Hypoxylaceae
Product: putative endoplasmic reticulum membrane protein C16E8.02
Exons: 3
Coding region: 1-585 (194 amino acids)
Biological process (GO): sphingoid catabolic process
Cellular component (GO): endoplasmic reticulum
Source: RefSeq, a predicted model, not a curated record
AUGACGCUCAACCUCGAGAGACAACUGACAUUUUAUGGCGCUUACCACCGUAACUCGGUCAACAUUGCCAUUCACAUGGUUUGCGUACCUCUGAUAUUAUUCUCUGGCUUCACCUUGGCCGCAAAUACAGGGACACUCAUCCCCUUACCUACAUACUUGACGAUACCCCAUCUCGACCUUAAUCUCGGCACCCUAGCAGCUUUUACGUGGGGUGGUCUCUAUGUCCUUCUCGAACCUGUUGCCGGAACCAUUCUGGCGUUUAUAUGCCUCGGGGCUGCCGCAGUCACGAACACCGCCGUCGCCGAAAACCCGACCUUAACGAACCAGGUCGCGCUUACGGUACACAUAGUAUGUUGGCUACUCCAAUUCGUCGGGCACGGUGCGUUUGAGGGCCGAGCGCCUGCGCUAUUAGACAACCUGACACAGGCCAUAUUUCUGGCGCCCCUUUUCGUCUGGCUCGAGUUCUUGUUUAAGUUUGGCUACAGACGAGAACUGCAAAGCCGCGUUUCGAAAGCCGUCCAAGUGGAAAUCGCCAAGUUUAAGGAACGAAAGGCUGGUGCGGCGAAGAAUGGAAAGGCUCAAUGA